This is a messenger RNA of Anarrhichthys ocellatus (wolf-eel), 1720 nucleotides long. It is a transcript of the gene g6pc1a.1, whose product is annotated as glucose-6-phosphatase catalytic subunit 1a, tandem duplicate 1. Gene Ontology annotation, biological process: glucose 6-phosphate metabolic process; gluconeogenesis. Gene Ontology annotation, cellular component: membrane. The record is from RefSeq and is a predicted model, not a curated record. Bases 108 to 1157 code for a protein of 349 amino acids. Lineage: Eukaryota; Metazoa; Chordata; Actinopteri; Perciformes; Anarhichadidae. Gene Ontology annotation, molecular function: glucose-6-phosphatase activity. The transcript is spliced from 5 exons.
GGCAGGGUUAGAGAGGGGACUGUCUGGCCCGGAAGAGCUCGGCAGCAGCCUAACUGACCAAGAAGGGACCCAGAUUUGGUAUAUCAUCAGGCAGAGGUUGUGAUAUCAUGGAUCUCCUCCACAGCUGGGGGGUCGAGCUGUCGGCCCAUCUGCAGGCCACGUACGGCCGGUAUCAGGGCCUGUUCAGCCUGGCGUCCACAGUGGCCGACCUGCACACCACGUACUUCUACUUCUUCCCGAUCUGGUUCCACCUGCGGAGGCACACGGCGCUCAGGCUCAUCUGGGUGGCCGUCCUCGGAGACUGGCUCAACUUGGUCCUGAAAUGGGUUCUGUUUGGGGAGCGGCCGUACUGGUGGGUUCACGAGACCCGGUUUUAUGGAGCAGGACCGGCCCCGUCUCUGCAGCAGUUUCCCAUCACUUGUGAGACUGGACCAGGAAGCCCUUCAGGUCACGCUAUGGGGGCAGCAGGGGUCUGGUAUGUGAUGAUAACAGCGCUGCUCGCUGUUGCAACAGAGAAGCGAUGCCCUCCGUUACUAUACAGAUUCUUGCAGAUAGGUCUGUGGGUGCUAAUGGGCCUGGUGGAGCUGGUGGUCUGCAUGUCCAGGGUCUACAUGGCGGCCCACUUCCCACACCAGGUAGUUGCUGGAGCCGUUACAGGUGUCCUUGUCGCUGAGGUUGUCUCGAAGAAGAAGUGGAUCUACAGCGCCAGCAUGAAGAAAUAUUUCUACACGACGCUCUUCUUGACCUCCUUCGCCGUGGGCUUCUACCUCGUCCUCAAAGCCGUGGGCGUGGACCUGCUCUGGACCCUGGAGAAAGCCCAGAAGUGGUGCGUGAAGCCCGAGUGGGUCCACCUGGACUCCACGCCCUUCGCCAGCCUCCUGCGCAACAUGGGCACCCUAUUCGGCCUGGGCCUGGGCCUGCACUCGCCCCUCUACACCGAGACCGAGAAGAAAAAAACAAGCAGCAGCUUCAAGAUGGGAUGUAUCGUUGUCUCCUUAUUUCUGCUUCAGCUGCUGGAUGGAUGGACAUUUUCUCCUGAAAAUCUUAUGACUUUCUACUUUCUGUCUUUUGGUAAAAGCGCAGUUGCACUUUUAAUCCCGACCACGCUGGUUCCCUGGGCGCUCUGCUGGAUUGGCGAGGGAAAGAAAGAAGACUAGAACUUGUGAUUUCAUGUCAACUUGUAAAGUUUAGAGUCAAUUAUUAGUUUAAUUUUCUAUGUUUACUGGGAUUGUUUGAUACUCAAGAUCAUUUAGACUUUAAGGACAAUGUCCCUGGAGUUAUUGUGCCGGCCUUGAUAUCAGAUGAAGGAAUAUGUACUGUCAACAGUUUAGGAAAUACGCUUACUCACUUUCUUAUCAAGAGUUAAAUGAUAAGAUUGAUACCACUAUGAUGUCUGUACGAUAAAUAUGAAGUUACAGCUAGCGGCUGGUUAGCUUAGCUUAAGGGAAACAGCGAAAGUACCAAAAUGUCAAUAUGUGAUUUUACAACGGGGUUUGUGUUAGGCUAAUUUUGUUUUAUAUUUUGCUGGUUGCAAGAGAUUUUAGCAUUUUGUUCUACGAUAUUUAGAAGUUUUUACGUGUCUUAACGACUAAACGUCCUCACUCGCUCCUUUAAUGUCAACAAGAGUGGAUUUUUAUACAAAUGUAAUUAGAAACUUAGAAUACAAAAGUGCUUUUUCAGCUCAAUGUUGUAUAAAUGAUGGAAUAAAAACAGCUUUUUA